AUGGUCGCUGUCGCCACGGUCCAUUGCUGCCAUGGCCGCGUCGUCAUCACCGCGGUGGGCAUUGCCGCGCGUCCUCGUCCUCGUUGCGUGGUUACAUCGUCUGUUCAAAGUAGUGAUUCGCAGACAGGCAGACGCGGGAAGCGUGGAGCUGCGGCCGAUCUGGCGGCGGAUGGCGGCCUCCGAGUCCGGGUCGCGGGAGCCCGCGGAGAGGGAGGGGGUGGCAGUCCGUCGCCUGUCCUUAUCCCCGUCAUUGCUGCCACCAUUGUGGUCAUCAUUGCCGUGCGGUCAUCGUCCUCCUUGUGUAGUCAUCAUGGACAUAAGGCAGCAUUCAUGGACGUGCUGAUGAAUGUGUCAGACGUCAUCCCUGGCCCUCCAGAGCCUCCCGGGGCGCCUGGGGCUGAAGGGGUACAGCGGGGAUUGGAAGCUAAGCCUUCUGACUUAAAGUCUGCACUUUAUCUACUCUUCUCUGCGUUGUCUUGCUGGGUCUGGGCAUUAUGGGAGAGAAGUGUUUCCAGGAAAAAUGCCCUCCCUCCUGUUUGCUCAAACCCGCUUCUCCUCUGUCGCAGGUUCCACGGGGAAGGGUACCAGGAAGGCUAUGAAGAAGGCAGUAGUUUGGGCGUAAUUGAAGGAAGACAGCAUGGCGCAGUGUACGGAGCAAAAAUUGGGUCUGAGAUCGGCUGCUACCAAGGUUUUGCGUUUGCUUGGAGAUGUCUCCUGCACAGCCGUGCAACUGAGAAAGACAGCAAAAAGAUGAAGGUCUUAGAAUCCUUGAUCAGCAUGAUUCAGAAGUUCCCUUACGGUGACCCUACUUAUGCCAACCUUCACGAAGACUUAGACAGAAUUAGAGGGAAAUUUAAACAGCUUUGUUCAUUACUAAACGUUCAGCCGGACUUUAAAAUCAGUGCGGAAGGUUCUGGACUUUCAUUUUGAGGAUGACAGAUGAACAAAGAUGAAACACGAAGGAACAGAUGUCCGUAUGCUAAGUGCUUAAAACUGAUGAAAGGAAAACAAUGAUGGGGCAUUCAUUGUUCUCGAGGGAGCGUUCCUCUCUGAACCUGCCUGUGUCGCGUCGGUGCCCCCACAGCCUGCACAGGCCUGAGCCCGUCUGCCCUGUAGUCUGAGCGAGGCCCUGGUGGAGCCCUCAUGUCUGCCUGGAGUUGGCUGGCCUCACUGGUCCUGCUGCUGCUAGACCCAGCGGCUUCCCCAGGCUGGACUCCACACUCAGGAACCGUUUUACAGAAACGAGAGCCUAGGGUUGCCAUGUAGUAAGUGCACGGGAAGUGGUAAUGUGUGCGGUAACAUUUACUGAACCUUGGGCCGGGCCAGCACUGUGUGGCGUGCCUCCCUGUUGCAUUCGGUCCCUUCUUUAGCCGGCCAGGUGGGUCAUUCCCGUUCUCCAGGUGGGGGGCUGAGACCUGUGGUGCCGGGCCGAGAGGACAGGCCAGCCGGACUUCGGAGCCGAUGCGCUAGGUGUUGCAGGUGGGGCGGGGCUUUGCAGCAUUAACAGUGGUUAAGGGGGAGCGUGUUAAACCGGAGACGAAAUGAUGGGCGACGCUGUGUGGGAGACACUGAGGUCCUUUGGGUCGGAGUCCUUCUGUUUGUCUCACAUAGAGGGUAUCGUGCACAGGGAGAGGCCGGGGCCAGUCCUCCCUGAGCUGAAUGGUUCUCCACAUUUCACUGUGCUUCGUGUGUGUCUCCUCCCCCCACUUUACCCACGUGCCCAGGCAGAUGACAUGCCAUUCCCAUCUGCUCCUGUUGGAGGGAGUACCUCUGAAGCUGGGAGUCCGAUGAAUAAAAAGGUGACCAGGAGUCUGCUCCAGUCUUACAGUCCAUCCACAACGUAUUGUGAACUCUACUUCUGGGCGUGGGGACCGGGGGCCGGGAGUCCCUGCGGGGCUGACCAGCAUUUUCUUCCCACUUUGUGCCCUUGCCGAGUGCUGACAGAGAGGGGUCGGGGAGGGGGAGGCAGACCUGCAGUGCUGCCCUGGCACUGCCUUCUGCUGGUCCUGGGGGCGCACACCCCACCAGGGCUCUCCGGGUGGUGGGAGUCAGGGUUUCUGCCGCUUUCCUUGGUGGAUUUUGUGUCUUCUGUUAUCUGCUUUUAUAAUGUAUUAUUUUUACAAUUGGAGGAAAAAAAUAAACUGUAUUUUAAAGCAAAA
Molecule: messenger RNA, 2159 nt
Organism: Myotis davidii
Lineage: Eukaryota; Metazoa; Chordata; Mammalia; Chiroptera; Vespertilionidae
Gene: LTO1
Product: oral cancer overexpressed 1
Exons: 6
Coding region: 1-930 (309 amino acids)
Source: RefSeq, a predicted model, not a curated record